AAAUAUACUAAUUUAGAAGCAAAAAGGAUAGUUCUUUUGUAUAGAAGAAUUCUCCCAAUAUUAAUGCUUAUGACUACUGCUAUUGGAAUUUCAGAUUUUAUAAAAACUCCUCAAGGAAAACAGCUUUAUACAGCAAUUGUUUUCAUUAUAAUUUUUGGCAUAUAAGUUUUCCAUUAUUUACUGAUUAGAUUAAAGCCCGAUUACUUUAAUAUUUGGUAGUAUUUCUCUCUAUUGUCAUAGCAUUUAAUUAUUAUCAUUUACAUCUUUGAUUCUUUUGAAACUACAUAAUAUAGUACUUACAAUCUUUUCUUUUAGGGAUACUCAAUUGGUAUCAUAUUUUAUUUAUUUCUUACAGGGACCAACUUGUUUUUUAAAUUGUUUUUAUUGAUUAGUUCAUUUGUGCAAAUAAUAUUGCUCAAUAUCUAUGAACAAAAUUAUUUAAAGUUGCCUAUGAUUGUUAUUCUUACUUUGACAUUUUUAAUAGCCUUUACUAAAAUUGUUUAGGAAGAAAGGCGUAAAGAAAAAUUAUUUCUUACAAGCCAAACAAAUUAAAUAUGGCAAAAAGUAAUUAAAUAUUUUUUACCUAUAAAUAUAAUUAUGAUUGAGUAUGACAGCAAUAAUUAGCGUAUUGUAUUAAAUUCUUCAAAUGAGUUCACUUAGUAAAAUCUUAAAAUUUACAAUGACGAUGACUUAUAAAUAUUCUUAGAUGAAGCAUGUGUUUAAUAAUCUUAAAAUUGUUAGAGUGACACAAAGUUUACUAACACAGAAUAAGCAAAUGAAAAAGAUUCACCUACAAAAUAUGAUAAGCGAUCUAAAGGCUAAAGAGGUAGCAAAGUUGACAAUGAUUAACAAGGAACCUCAUCACCUCUCAAAUAAAGAUUGUAGAAAUUCAGGAGAACCAGUUUACUGUAAAUGAAUAAAGUUAAUAAUGCUCUGCAUAGAGCCUAAAGGUCGCACACUUAUCUUUCAAACAAAAGUGCAAAUAAUGGUAGAAAUUUUGCAAAUAGAGAUAAGAAAAAUUUGAAGCAUUAUUUAAAAGAAUUCAUGAUUAAAGCAACUUAAGAUAAAAAUUUAAGCAAGAAAGUUUAUGAGCUAAAAAUAGAAUAUGAAUAAGAAAAUGAUGUUAAGCUAUUUUAGCUUAAAUUAAUGCCUUUUUUUUUUGAUUAAAACUAUGCAAUAAUAACUGUUGAUAAUUUAUCUAACGAGGAGAGACUUAAGAGCAAAGAUGACUUGUUGAAAGUAUCUUAUCACUUAAAUAAUCACUGCAGAAUUAGAGUUUUAAAUAAUAUAGAACAAAUCAUUCGUAACUUUAUUUAAUUUUAGAAGGAAGCUAUAUAAAAUAUUGAAAAUAAUGACAGUGAAAGCAUUAAAUCAAUAUUUUCAAUAUUACAAUCUUCCACAUUUUAGAUGUGCUAAAGGACAAUUAAUGAGGUAAAAAAUGUUCAAAAUUUGUCGUAUUCUAAAAAAAAAAUUCCAAUAAAUUCUUAGCGAUUUUCAAUAGUUGAGUAGAUAAGAACUAUAUUAAAGAGAUUUUCUUAUUAACUCCACAAAAAUAACUAAAAGUUUAGGUUGCACAUUGAUACAACUCAGUACGAGUAUUAGAAAAAAACAGACAACUAAGAGAAUUAAAGCUAAGCAAAUAAAAUAUAGGAAAAAAAUAUAAAUUUAAACAACUUUAGUAAUAAUUUAAGCUCAAAUAAUAAUCAAAUAAAUAGCUAAAAUAUUUAAAACAAUUGCUACAGUCAUUACAAUUAAAUAUAACUAAAUUAAUAAAAUAAUUUAAAUUUAAGUAAUAAUCACUUAAUAACUAUGAAUAAUACAAACAUAAAUAAUCUUUCUCAUCUAAACAAUUUUGAUGAAUCGCUUUAAGCUUUUUCGAGUAAGUAUGCUAGUCAAUCGCAUUUAGGAGCGCAUUCUUAGAUUUCUCAGAUUGAUCUUUAAAAACUUUCUCCAAAAAAUGGAGGAAGAUCAAGCUACUAUUUAAACAGCUAAAUUAAUUAGUAUAAAUCACCUCUUUCAUUAAUUUAAAUAUAGCAGCAACAAUCAUAGCAUCAGCAAUUUUAAUAAUUUAGCUAAAGUAUUUUAAAUUCCAAUAAACUUUCUUAAAAUUAAAAUUUAGCUUAAUACCAAUCAAGUGGCAUCGAGUCAAAUACUGAUAAUCAAUAUACAAACCAUAAUGAUUUAUAAUUUGACAAUCAAACCAGCACCUUAAAUAAUUAAAAAUAAAUAAAUGACAUGUAAAUGCCAAAUCCCUCAAAUAUCGAAUUUUAACAAUCAACAGCAUUUUAAUAAAUUAAAUUAGGACUUAGGAAAGAAGAAAUUAUUAAUGAAGAAAAUGAAAAAAAUGAAGAAGCUUCUGUUUAAAAUUCAAUUAAUCAGUCCUAAAAAUAUACAGCUAACUUAGAUAAUCUAAAUUAUCUAAACAUCACUGGAAGCACUCCCAAUAAAAUAAAAAGGAACAAGUCUGUAUAAUCUAAUGAUUUUUCUCCAUACAAUUUAAGCAAUUCAUAGUAAAAAGUUAAUAUUAAAUAAAUUGAAAGUUAUCUCGGUUCUGAAGCAAAUCCAAACAACUCUUAUUAGAUGUCUUAAUCUGUUGAUUAUUUACAUUUAGAUGAGCAUUUUAGCAGCAACAAUUAAUAUUCUAAUUAGAAACCUUAUUAAAAUAGUUUUUUCAAUUAAUAAUAAAAGUUUAUCAAUUGUGUAGAGUAAUAUAGCUUAUCUGACAAAAUUAAAAUGCAAUCUUUUUUAAAUCUUCAGAAUAACAUUAGCCCUCCUAAUAGCUUACUUCAAUAGAUAAUGCAAUCUCCACUAAGCUCGUUAAUACAUAAUUACUCUACCGAUCAUGUGUUAGAUGAUUUAGAUCUUUAGAUUUUAAAAAACUCUAAAAAAUAGAUAAUUCCAAAAAUAAAUCUAGAUGAUUCUUCUUAAGAGGCAAUUCCAGCUAUUGAAAUUAAUCAUGAAAAUCUCGAAAACUCUUUAGCCAAAAAACUAAAAAAUAAAAUGAAUCCAUUGAUUGUAAGUUUUCCAAAAUGUAGUCUCGAAUCUAGAAAUCUAUAAGAAAUUUCUGAUCUAAGCGAAUCAUGUUAAUAUGAAAUUUCUCCUUAAAAACUGCAUUCUUUAGAUUAAAAAUUUGAAUUUGGUGAAAACAGUCUUUAGAAAAUUAAGAGCAAAAACUUUAAUUCAAUAUUAUCUCCAUUAAAAAAAGAAAAAGAUGGGUAUUUAAGUAACAAUUAAUCUCGAAAUUCUCUUUAAUAAGUUUAAUUAAGUAAUCAAAUGAUAAAUGAUAUAAACUAGAAAGAGAUUUCUUUGUCCUCAAUUGAUUAACAAUCUUAGAGCUAACUUUCUAAGGAAUCAUCAAGUUCCUCUCAAUCUUAAUCUCAAAGUAAAUCUAUAGAAAAUUCUACUAUCAAUAAUAGUCUAACCUCUUCUUAAGAAUCAAAGAGAACAACCAACAAGAAAAAAAAUGAAGAUAAAAGCAAUAAAUCAAAUAAAAAAAAGAAAAAAAUUAAUAAGAAAGAAAAAAACCGUGAUAAGAAAGCUGAAAAGAGCUUAAAUGACCAUAUAAAGGAAAAAGAUUUUACAAAUAAGCAUCAUGGCAUGCGUAAAAGUGCAACAAGUAUAAGUAACGACUUGCAUAAAGACUAAUGGGAUAGUAAUUUAAAAGAUGAUAUUAUUAUCCUGUAAGAUGUAGGUAGAGUCAAUAAUAUUCUUUAUAAUUUUAUUGAAAAUUCAAUAAUACAUAGUAAAUAAAACUCCGAAAUAUUCAUGAAAAUAAUUGAAAAUACUCCUCCCCUAGAAGGCGAGCUAUAUUCCUCGUAUUUUACUAUAGAAAUUACAAACAUUUGUCUCUAAGAUAUCGAAGAUGUAAAACACAAAAUAGAAUCCUCAUUAUAGUAUUAAUUUCAUGACUAAAAUCUAGUAGAUCAAAUUAUUGAUGAAGAAAAUAGUUUUACUUUAGGCUUGCGCUCAGCCAGAAAAAACCUUAGAUAUCUUGGUCCUUUUGAUUAAAUCAAUUUCUUGUACAAUUUAAAAAAAAAUGAAAUCACGACAUCCUUUUCCAUAUAUAAAAACAUAGAGGUUUUAUAUCCAGAAAUUGGGCAAAUUUCACAAACUCGUUCUAUAGCAUCACCUUAAACGCAUAUAAAUCAUUAAAGUAGUAAUUAGCAUCCUUUUCCUUUUAUCAACUUAGCAAAUUAAUAUAUCGAAAACUAAUCUCCAAACCUUUCUACAAAAUUCUAGUAAUCACCUUUUUAGGGUCCUUUAUCUGUAGAAAAAUCUAAACUAAAUAUGUCCCUAUUAAAUAUAUAAACUCCUGUUAAAAAGAGAAUGGACUAAUUUGCUAAAGAUUAACAAUAAAGCUAAAAUCUGGGUUUAUCUGUAUUAUAUUCAGGCAUACCUAACCUAAGAAAAAGCAUCCCUCAUGCAAAUCAAGCCCAUAAAGAAUAGCUUUAAUUACCUGCAUAAAAUAAAACAAAGUCUCCAUUAAUUUCAUUCUAAAAAGUAGUGAAUACACCUCCAGUCUAGUAAAAUUUAGACUUAAGUGCAAGCUUUAUUAGCCGUUUUCGAAAUAACUCAGUUUACAAUGAAUCCAGUUCAAAACAUAUCUCACGCGAUUCUUCUUAAAAUGUUCCUAAUUCAGCUAAAAAUAAAGUACCAACUCAAAAAGAAAUACUAAACGGAUCUGUAAGAUAAACAAGAGUAAAGAGCUGUUACUCAUAAGCUAUAGAUGAUAAUAUAUCAAAAAGUAUGCAAAUUUAAAGUCCAAAUAUUUAACCAAAAGCAUUUUCGGUAAAUCCAAUUUUCAGUAAAAUUAGCUAAUUUAGCUUAAAGUAAAACCAUGACGACUAAACACAGAAUUAGCAUUCAUAGAAUUUUGACUAAGAAACUAUAUUCAAAGAAAAUACAAACUCUUUAUAAAUGAAUAAUGAAGAAAUAAAAAAUAAAUUUGAACUUACAAACUCCACUUCUUACCGUUUUUCUUAUCUAUCAGGAAAUAGGCUAAUCUCAAAUAAUAAUUUAAAUAAUGCUAUAGCCAACCAUACUUAGCAAAGUAAUAGCACAAGCAUUAACUAAAACAAACUAAAUUAAACAAUGAAUUUUAAUCAGGCAAUUUAAAACAACUUAGUUGAUUCUAAUGCUAUAAGAAAUGAGUAAAAAACAAGUAUAAUUGCUAGAAGUAAUGCUUAAAAUUCUCCAGUAACAAAUAAAAAUAGAAGUGAAAAAGCCUUUACAUUUUACCAUUCUUGA
Molecule: messenger RNA, 5247 nt
Organism: Tetrahymena thermophila SB210
Lineage: Eukaryota; Ciliophora; Oligohymenophorea; Hymenostomatida; Tetrahymenidae
Product: transmembrane protein, putative
Exons: 1
Source: RefSeq, a predicted model, not a curated record